Molecule: messenger RNA, 1854 nt
Organism: Microdochium trichocladiopsis
Lineage: Eukaryota; Fungi; Ascomycota; Sordariomycetes; Xylariales; Microdochiaceae
Product: high-affinity methionine permease
Exons: 9
Coding region: 1-1854 (617 amino acids)
Biological process (GO): amino acid transmembrane transport
Cellular component (GO): membrane
Molecular function (GO): L-amino acid transmembrane transporter activity
Source: RefSeq, a predicted model, not a curated record
AUGCCGUCACUCAAGUUCUGGCAGUCCAGCGGCGACCACCAUGCAAACCCAGCCGAGCAUCCGGCGGUCGACGUGGAGGCAUCAGCUUCCGACAGCGAGGGAUCCUUCUUGCACGAUGGCAAUCUUGCAUUCGUGCGGGAAAAGGCUGGAAAUGACUCUGGUCCUCAGUAUCAGGAGGCUGUCGGGGCGCCUGUCGAGUCGAACUCGCCGCUCGGCUAUAACGUUGGCUGGGUCACGGUCAUUUUCCUGAACGUGAACCAAAUGAUUGGGACUGGUAUCUUUUCUACUCCCGGCUCAAUUCUCAGGAGCACCGGCUCAGUUGGCCUGGCCAUGAUUUUCUGGCUUAUCGGCUUUCUUAUGUCGUUGUCCGGGUUGGCUGUUAACCUCGAGUUCGCAAGUUACUUCCCAGGGCGCAGCGGCGGCGAAGUAGCCUACCUUGAGCAGUCAUACCCUCGACCGAAAUACUUCUUCCCGAUUGCCUUUGCGGUGCAGAACGUCAUCCUCUCGUUCUCGAGCAGUAAUGCCGUUGUCCUUUCACGCUACCUGUGGCGUAUCGCCGCCAUCACCCCGUCGGACUGGCAGCUCAAGGGCGUCGCAGUUGCCGCGUACACACUGGCCGUCAUCUGCGUCCUCGUGCACAACAAAUACUCCCUGUGGGCCGUCAACGUGUUUGGCGUGUUCAAGGUCCUACUCCUCGUCGUCAUCAGCAUCACGGGUCUUGUCGUCCUCGGGGGCAGUACGCAUAUACAAAACCCCCAUGCCAACUGGGAGAACUCGUUUCAAGGCACGACGAAUAACGGCAACGACCUCGCAAAUGCGAUCGUCAACAUUGUCUUCUCGUACAGCGGCUACGAGAACGCGUUCAAGGUCGUCAACGAGAUCAAGCGGCCCGUACCGACGCUCAAGAAGAAUGCCACGGCGUCCGUGCUAAUCGUCUCCAUCUUGUACAUCCUGUGCAACGUUGCGUACUUUUCGGCAGUGCCCAAGGCCGAGUUUGCGGCGUCCAGCCAGACCGCCGCCGCCGUUUUCUUCACUCGGGUGUUUGGUCCGCGCGGCGCCAAUGCUCUGAACGUCUUUGUGCUGCUGAGCGCCUUUGGAAACCUGCUGGCGGUGCUUAUUGGGCAUGCGAGGAUGAUUCGCGAGAUUGGCCGACAAGGCGUUCUCCCUUAUCCGCGGUUUUGGGUGACGACCUGGCCAUUCGGCACACCCAUCGGCCCAUAUCUCCUGAAAUGGGUCGCCACGGUCAUCAUGAUUAUCGCGCCUCCAGCAGGCGACGCGUUCACAUUCGCCGUUUCCCUCCAAUCAUACCCAUCCGCUAUGUUCUCGGUAGCAAUGGCCGUUGGACUUUACCUUGUGAGACACCGCUUCAAGCGCGCGGGCCUGCCCCGGGCCGAGUUCGAGGCGUGGCAUAUCGCGGCCAUCUUCUUCAUCCUGGUGCAGAUCUACGUGCUCGUCAUGCCAUGGGUGCCGCCUAAGAAUGGCCCGUAUUCUGGUGAUGUGUCGUUCUGGUACGCCACGUACUGUGUCACGGGUAUCGCCAUCAUCAUCGUGUGCGCUCUCUACUACGUCGUCUGGAUGUACGUCUGGCCCAAGUUCCGCGGCUACAAGAUCCGCCCAGAGGUCCUCGAGGACGUCGACUCGCGCGGCGCCAACACGCACCGGCUCGUGCAGGUCCCGCUCGCGGAGCUCGCUGCCUGGGACGAGGCGCACGACGAUGCUGGCCGCCUGCGGCGGCGUCAUCAACACCAGCACCAGCACUACAACGGGGACGCGGAGAGGGCUAGCGACAGCUCUGCGGUUGCUUCUGGUGAGCAAGCUGGAAUUGGCGGGGAGAAGGGGUUGAAGGAGGUUUGA